Gadus chalcogrammus (walleye pollock) is the source of this 1031-nucleotide messenger RNA. RefSeq lists its product as uncharacterized. The coding region runs from base 129 to 950 and encodes 273 amino acids. The transcript has 5 exons. Lineage: Eukaryota; Metazoa; Chordata; Actinopteri; Gadiformes; Gadidae. The record is from RefSeq and is a predicted model, not a curated record. Gene Ontology annotation, biological process: response to bacterium.
UCUAAUAUGGAAAUGUAAUGAAACUCAGGUCGCAUCACCUCGCCUGAUUCGCAGAUAGAAAUAACCGCAACAUUUUCCACAAGGCCAACCAAUCACAAGUCAUUUUUAAUCCUUCCGCCUUCAGUCAAAUGGGUGUGAUGAAAGUAUCAAAUGUCUUCACUCCUCCACAGAGCAUCAUGAUGAGCUGGACGUAUGUCUUUCUUCCCGUCAUCUUGGGUGCUGUUGUGUCCUGUCAGGACGUACUCUCUAACCCAGUAGUGGAGCUGACCGUGAGGCCAGGGGAAAACGUUACUCUAUACUGUGACUGUAACCAAACAACUAAUGUAAAUAUUGUUUGGUACAGGAACUGUUCUCAUGAAAAUCAGCCAACACUAUCUCUGAAUUGGAAGGACAGAGCUGAAGGCAUUUUUGAUUAUGGCGAGGAUGGAGGAAAUUUCUUCCAUUUAAAUAUGAUGUUUAACGAUUCGUCAAACUCAUACGACUUACUGAUUAAGAACAUCAAUGAUUCUCACCUUGGUCUCUACUACUGUGGAACUGAAGAACUGAAUGGGGAAAAAGGAAACAAGAAAGAAUAUAUCUACACGUAUGGUAAAAUAAUCACAAGGAUUUUGUUUGAUAUCCCUUUAGAUGCCGGUGCUGUAGACCCUGCUGCUCCAGAGUGUGGACAGUGUUGGAUGCUGCUGGGCAUCCUGUGUCCCUGCUCUGCUUUUCUCCUCUCCCUCCUCUCAUCCUUGGUCGUCUACCUCCGCUGCAGAAGGAAAGAUGAAGACCUCCAUGUUGCUCAGACAUCACCCAGCAGUAGAGAUGUAACAUCAAUCAGGAACCAGGAUGAAGUUGGCCUGUGUUACGCUACACUGGAUAUCCCUCUACGUUCUCAGAGACCUAAAAAGAAGAGAGUCCAACCCUCAGAGUUCAGCACCUACUCAGCCAUCAAUACUAAGAGGAUGUGACCAUGACCAAGUCUUUAAUACCAAUACAGGGCUCUACUUCCUCAAUAUGACCUCAUCUUUGUGCUGUCAAGAGGAGGCAGA